AUGGAGCCCGAAUCUAGAAGGCAUGACAGCGAUGUUCAAAUUGCUGAAUCAUCGCCUGUCACCGAUCAUAAAGUGGUAUCUUCUUCGCCUUUGAAGACUGAUGCCGAUACAGCAGCGCUGCUGCGCGACAGAUUUGUUUACAGACCAGGUGAGACAGACCAAAAUGGAUCUAGAGAACCCAAGGCGGAAAAUGCAGGAUUCGGCACUAAAGUCGACAACGAGCUAUCUCAACUGAUGCAAGACUUCCCGGAUUUUUCAGAAACACUCAUCAAGGCCGUCUUUAAAUCCAAUUCCUUUGACAUUAGCUUGGCUAGGGAACGUCUUGCCAAAAUUCACGCGCAGAAAAACUCCAGAUCCUGGGCUUGGAACCCGGGUGAAAGGAAGCCUACAAAUCGGCUUGUCUCCCUGGGAGCUACUAACAAUGGCAGCAACGGCCAAAUCAACAAUUUUGGUAAUGCUGGCUCGCAGAUUAUCUCAUCGCCCGAAAAGUCUUCUAAAAUUACUUUGGAGAAGCAAAAGACCUCGAUUUUCGACAGAUAUUCUCAUGUGAUGAACCAGCGUGCAAGGCCGAUGAUGGAAUCGGUUGUUAUCGACCCAUCGACAAUUUCGCAGCAGGCCCCGCGCAAGAGAAGAAGAUUAGUUCGCGCGGAGGAUACUGUCAAAACGGCUGGCAAGAAAUCCUCCGUUUCUCUUUCAGACGAGGAGGAAGAAGAAGUGAGUGGUGAGGAAGACGUGAGCGGCGACGAGUAUCAUGAACGCACUCCCGAAGUCAACAUAGAUGAGGAGAUUCUGAAAUUCAUUAACGAAGCAGAUGUGAAAGACAUCGCGGAUAUCGCUGACACAACGCUAGACAAGGCAAACGUAUUAAUUUCGUGUAGACCCUUCGCUGACCUUCACAGCUUCGGCCAGAUGGACUUUCCGACCUCGGAAGAGCUCGACAAACAGAGAGAAAAGAAAAAGGCAACGAGAAGAGGUCAACAAAAAAAAGAUGGUGAAAAGCUCUUGGACAAGAUGGUUCAAACCACCAGAGGUUACUAUGCAAUUGAUUCCGUCAUCAAAAGGUGCUCUUCUUACGGAAAGCUUAUCGCAAAUCAAAUGCAAAAAUGGGGCAUUGAUAUGGAAGAUAUUCAGAACGGAGAAUUAAACUUUAUAGAUGUCGAUGUCGAAGAUGGCUACGACGAUGAUGCACCCGAUGCUGAUGAGCAAAAAAAAAGUGCGAAUGGUAGCGAAGAGGUUACAACCUCCAAAAAAUUCACCGCUGACCAAGACAGUGAAGAUGAGGAAGACGAAGAGGAACUGUAUCAAGAAAGCGAGGAUGAAGACUACGGCGCCAGGAGGAAGUUGCGCUAUACUUCUGGGCUGCGUCGUGGAAGACCAAAACAGAAGUCGGUCAAAUUUUUCAAGAGAAAGCCUGAACUUUUAUCCUCUGAAAUGACUCUCAAGGAUUACCAGCAGACCGGAAUCAACUGGCUCAAUUUAUUAUAUCAAAAUCACAUGUCAUGUAUUUUGGCGGAUGAGAUGGGCCUCGGAAAAACAUGUCAAGUCAUUGCAUUUCUAGCCUAUUUGAAGCAAAUUAAAGAGCCCGGACCUCAUCUUGUGGUUGUUCCCUCGUCGACACUUGAAAAUUGGCUUCGUGAAUUUAAUAAAUUUUGUCCCGAAAUGAAGAUCGAACCAUAUUACGGUUCUCAACAGGAGCGUGCCGAGUUGAGAGAUAUCUUAGAGGAUAACGACGGUCACUACGACGUCAUUGUUACCACGUAUAAUCUUGCAUCCGGCAACAAAUACGAUGUGUCCUUUUUGAAGAAUCGCGGAUUUAACGUUGUAGUCUACGAUGAAGGUCAUAUGUUAAAGAAUUCAAUGACGGAAAGGUUUGCUAAGCUCAUGAAAAUCGAGGCCAACUUCAGACUGCUACUAACGGGAACACCCCUACAAAACAAUUUGAAAGAAUUAAUGUCGCUAUUGGAGUUUAUUAUGCCUUCCCUCUUUGUCUCCAAGAAAGACGACCUGUCUGCCGUGUUUAGGCAAAGAGCGCGAACUUCAGAUUCCAAUAAAGAUUAUAAUCCACUUUUAGCGCAAGAGGCUAUAGGAAGAGCCAAGACCAUGAUGAAGCCUUUCAUUUUGAGGAGACGAAAAGAUCAGGUAUUGAAACACUUGCCCCCUAAGCACUCUAGGGUACAGUACUGUGACAUGACAAAAUCCCAACGAGAAAUCUACGAUAAAGAGAUAAAACAGGUUAUGGAGCACAAACAGUCACUCGCUCAGGAAGCAGAAGAAGAUGCUACUGGUAAAGACGCCAAGAAGACUCAUAGCCGCAGAGCUAAAAACUUGAUAAUGGCUUUGAGAAAGGCCUCUCUUCAUCCAUUGUUGUUUAGGAAUCUCUACAAAGAGGAUAUUUUGAAGGCGAUGAGUUACGCCAUUCUCAAAGAACCAGAGUACUCACAAAACGGAAAUCAAGAGUAUAUUAUGGAGGAUAUGAGCUACAUGAAUGAUUUCGAGCUCCACAAGCUGUGUUUGAAGUUCCCUAAGACGCUCUCCAAAUUUCAGCUGCAGCAUGACGAAUGGAUGGAAUCCGGGAAAAUCACAGUCCUGUCACAACUCUUGAAAGAUAUCACGGAAAAGAAGAAAGAGAAAGUGCUGGUCUUUUCUCUUUUCACGCAGGUCUUGGACAUUUUGGAAUUGGUGCUCACAACGCUCAACAUCAAUUUCUUGAGGCUAGAUGGCUCGACGCAGGUCAAUGAUCGACAGGCUUUGAUUGAUAAGUUUUAUGAAGAUGAGGAUGUCCCUGUCUUCAUUUUGUCCACCAAGGCGGGUGGGUUUGGAAUUAACCUAGUGUGUGCCAAUAACGUCAUAAUUUUCGACCAGAGUUUCAACCCGCAUGAUGAUAAACAGGCUGCAGACAGAGCACACCGUGUAGGACAGACGAAACCUGUCAGUAUCACAACCAUCAUUACUCGCAACUCCAUCGAAGAGAAAAUUAAUCAACUAGCGAAGAACAAACUUGCAUUGGACACAUACAUUAGCGGGGACGAAAAGAGUGAGGAGGCUCUAGAAACCAAAGUCAGCGACAUUCUCGAGAAUAUCAUCUAUGAUGAAAAUAAAUAA
Messenger RNA from Lachancea mirantina, 3102 nucleotides. The record is from the annotation of a GenBank genome assembly. NCBI's taxonomy places the organism in Eukaryota, Fungi, Ascomycota, Saccharomycetes, Saccharomycetales, Saccharomycetaceae.